CCCAUCUCUGCCUCCAGCGUACAAAUUCAUCAAGUAUCCACAAGGCUCACAAUCCCCAGAGGCAAGAGAAGACAGUAGGAAGGUGAUUCAUAUUGCAAAUCACACUGUCUCCGAAGGACCUGCAGGGCUCUGGAAAGACCGAACCAAUACCCUCCCUUCUUCUACCUCCCUAACGCUUAAUCAGGGUAACUAAGGCAGCAGACUCAGUCUGGAUGGAUUUCAUUGCCGGGGCCAUUGGAGAAGGACUCAAUGAGAGGCAAUUUCCAACCUGUGAGCCACCAGACGUGCACUGUAUCUAUGACUGCCUGGCUCCCUGAAGGGCUCAUCCAGCACUUUCAUGAACCUGAUCUCCAUCUAAAUAACUCACAUGGAUUCAGCUCCAUUGUCUCCCGGCCUGAUUUCCUCUCAGGUGGUCUAAGCACAGCAGUGGGUUAUCCGCUGGACACAGUGAAGGUGAGAAUUCAGACCGAGAGGCAUUACAAUGGGAUUUGGCACUGCAUUCAGGAGACAUACAGGACAGAAAAAGUUUGGGGAUUUUACAAAGGUGUGUCUGCAUCAGUCCUCACAGUAUCGGUGAUUUCUUCUGUUUCAUUUGGCACGUACAAAAACUUCCUUUGUACCAUCUGCAAGCUGCGAUACGGGGCUGCAGAUGCAAAGCCAUCCAAGGUGGAUGUUUCUCUUGCUGGAGGUGCUGCCGGUGCUGUCCGGGUUGUGUUGAUGACCCCUAGUGAAGUGGCUAAAGUUCGCAUGCAGACUCAGAGGAACCCACAUCCUUCCGUUGCAUCUCCCCAGCCUGUUUCCAAGCCAAAGUACCGAGGAUCUCUGCACUGUCUGAAGGUGAUCGCCAAGGAGGAAGGUUUUGGGGGUCUCUACAAGGGCUGCUCUGCAUUACUCUGCAGGGAUUGCUCCUCUUCUGCAAUAUAUUUCCUUACCUAUUCUGCUCUGUGCGACUGGCUCACACCAGCUGGGAAAAAUAAACCAGGUUUCCUUGUUGUGCUGCUUUCCGGUGGUUUUGCUGGAGUCCUGGCCUGGGGAUUAGCUACUCCCAUGGAUGUCAUCAAAUCACGGAUGCAAACAGAUGAAUCAGACCAGCACAAGUACAAAGGCCUCGUCCACUGUGCUAGGGAAAGUGUGAGAAAGGAGGGUGCAAAAGUGCUUUUCAAAGGACUGGGUUUGAACUGCAUUCGUGCCUUUCCUGUGAACAUGGUGGUGUUUGUAACAUAUGAAGCUGUACUGAGAUUUACAGAUCGUUAUACAAAUAAAAAAUAG
Molecule: messenger RNA, 1269 nt
Organism: Aptenodytes forsteri (emperor penguin)
Lineage: Eukaryota; Metazoa; Chordata; Aves; Sphenisciformes; Spheniscidae
Gene: SLC25A47
Product: solute carrier family 25 member 47
Exons: 7
Coding region: 250-1269 (339 amino acids)
Biological process (GO): transmembrane transport
Cellular component (GO): mitochondrion
Molecular function (GO): transmembrane transporter activity
Source: RefSeq, a predicted model, not a curated record